Molecule: messenger RNA, 3508 nt
Organism: Thalassophryne amazonica
Lineage: Eukaryota; Metazoa; Chordata; Actinopteri; Batrachoidiformes; Batrachoididae
Gene: jade3
Product: jade family PHD finger 3
Exons: 12
Coding region: 271-2649 (792 amino acids)
Biological process (GO): regulation of transcription by RNA polymerase II
Cellular component (GO): histone acetyltransferase complex
Source: RefSeq, a predicted model, not a curated record
GGACGCGCGGUACAAUAGAGCCGUUGUGCGGCUCUGCAGCUCACCCUGCUGCCCAAAUCCCUGGAUACAAAAAGAAAAAUACAUUUAAUCCACAUUUGGAACCACGGCGCCUGGCUUCAAAUGCUUAUCAGGAAAAUUAGUUUUGGACGAUAUCUAGCUCAAGUAAAAGCGCCGACGCAGCGAAGACUGAAGGUGUGAAUCAGUGUUUUGUUUUUUAGCCGAGGAAUCCACUAGCAUGCGAGCCCAUUUGAAAUUUAUGGAUGUAACAGGAUGAAACGUCUGAAAUCCUCAAGUAGCAGCGACAGUUCCGACAAUGAGAGUCCCUCAACCUCCUUUUGCUCCUCCAACAAACAUGGCAGUAAACCUGGGACCCCUGCCUCGAACCCAAAGAAACCAGCUGAAGUGUUCAGAAAAGACCUGAUCAGUGCCAUGAAAUUGCCUGACUCCCACCAUGUCUGCCCUGAGGACUACUACCUAUUGGCAGACACCUGGAAGCAGGAGUGGGAGAAGGGUGUCCAGGUUCCCGCAAGUCCAGACACAAUUCCAGAGCCAUCAGUCAGAAUUAUUGCAGAGAAGCCCAAGGAGGUACUUUACACCCAUCAGAAGAAGUACAUCCAGUACUCGACUGAGCCAGGUGAUAUCAACAUCAGAGAGCUGGCAGAGGCCAUGUGUCGCUAUGACCUGGACGACAUGGACCUUUACUGGCUACAAGCUCUCAACAGAGAACUCGGGAAGAUGGGGGAGGAGCCACUAGGUGAGCUGACAAUGGAACGUGCUAUGGAGGCUCUGGAGAGGCAGUGCCAUGAAAACAUGAACCAUGCCAUUGAGACUGUGGAAGGUCUGGGUAUUGAAUAUGACGAGGAUGUCAUAUGUGAUGUGUGCCGCUCCCCUGACAGUGAAGAAGGGAAUGAUAUGGUGUUCUGUGACAAGUGCAACAUUUGUGUGCAUCAGGCUUGCUAUGGAAUUGUGAAAGUUCCUACUGGAAACUGGCUGUGUAGAACAUGUGUCCUUGGCAUUGACCCGCAGUGCCUCCUGUGUCCCAAAAAAGGCGGUGCCAUGAAGGCAACACGUGCAGGCACCAAGUGGGCGCAUGUAAGCUGUGCACUGUGGAUACCAGAGGUGAGCAUUGCUUGUCCUGAGAGGAUGGAACCCAUUACCAAAGUGUCCCACAUCCCACCAAGCCGAUGGUCUCUCAUUUGCAGUCUGUGUAAAGUAAAGACUGGUGCAUGCAUACAGUGCUCUGUGAAGAACUGCACCACUCCAUUCCAUGUGACGUGUGCGUUUGAGCACACUUUGGAGAUGAAGACCAUCUUGGAUGAAGGAGAUGAAGUCAAGUUUAAGUCUUACUGCCUCAAGCACAGCAAUUCCAAAACAUGCGAAGCAGGCCUAAGUCCAGCUCGCUCUAAAGCACCUGAUGAGGCAGGGAAAGUGGGACAGCGAGCACAGAGACUGCAGGAGCUGGAGGAGGAGUUCUACACUCUAAUCCAGCUGGAGGAGCUGGCCCAAGCCCUGGUUCUCUCCAAGCGCCUGGUGGACUUCAUCUAUCAGUACUGGAAGCUGAAGCGGAAAAGUAACUUUAACAAAGCACUGGUGCCCCCUAAAGAGGAGGAGGAGAACAUCAUGCUGGAGCCUCAGGAGGACAGCAUCCACACACGCAUGAGGAUGUUCAUGCACUUGCGGCAAGAUUUGGAGAGGGUGAGGAAUUUGUGUUACAUGGUGAGUCGGAGAGAGAAGCUGAAGCUGCUGCAGAGUAAAGCUCAGGAGCAGAUGUUCAAUUUGCAUGUGAAGCUAAUGAACCAGGAAGUGUCUGUCGGUCUUCCUCCUUCAUUUCCAGUGGAGAGUACGCUGUGUCAUCCACCUCCAAGGAUAACUCUAAAGCUGAAAAUGCCAAAAUCCUCAGGGCGUGGAACAGGAACUUCCAGUACAAAGUCUGUUAAUGGUCCGCUCUGCCCGGACAAUAGUGGGAAUGUUGCUGGUCACGAUCGUGAGGGACUUGGUCAGGGAAAACCUCAGCUACAUGGCCGAGGCAAGAGAGAUGAGCACUCUAACGGCCUGCUGUCUUCCUCAAGUCACUCAAGUAACCUGCCGUUGCCCGUUAAACCAACAGGAAAACCUUUAGCUCUGCAUGCUGCCCUCCAUGGCCACUCAUCGAGUAGUAAUGGCAAACAUGACCCAGACAGAGCAAAUGCUGCCAGAACUAACGGUGUCUUUGAAAAGUUGGUGAUACAGAAAGAUAAUUCUUGCCAGACACCCAGUCAUCAGGAUGGUCCUAAAGAGGGUUUAGGGAAGGGUGCAUUCCGCAAGGCUGCCAUGGAACACUUUGGUAGAUCCUUCAAAGAGGCAACCAUUAGUUUGGUGCGGACGACGGAGGACCUGUGGCUCUCUGACAAACUGAGCCGUAAGGACUCGGCCAAAGAGAAACUAUGGGCUAAGCCUGUGACAGAAAACAAAGCUCGAAGCAGGCGUUCAUACCAGGAAAGUGACGGGUACUGCCCUGACGUGGAGCUGAGUGACUCUGAGCCAGAAGCCAAAGGAAGGCACCGGCGGCAACUCAGGCUCCCGCCACCAGGUGCACCCAGAAGUGACUGUCGCAAAGGAACAAGCCAAGAGAAGCAGUCUCUCGGUUCCAGAGCCCCAAUGCACAGGUGAUGGCUGUCUGCUGCCUCUGUUUGCUAUCACUGUCAUCCCCCAUCUGAAGACAUCAUCAGGGAUCAGACCAAGCUGUGGUGCUAACUCUGCCAUGCACACGGGGCACCACAGUACGGAGUCCGGAGAGGAUUCUCUGUUGCCAUGUGUCAUUGUGCAGCUUCAACAUGGUUUGAGACAAUUAAUUCUGCUCUGUUUUCUGGGAUUGUCAAGCCUUUCUUUUUAUUUGUACUGAACACAGAUUUAUCAGUCCCCUACACCCACACACACACACACACACACUUCAAAUUAGCCUUUGCCUGAAACUGUUGUACAUUUGAUUGAAUGUAUGCCAACAUCACAAAUGUUCCACUGUUCUUAAAUGAAACUUGAGAUGCCUGCUUUGUCUGAGACCAUAAAUUAAAACUGAUGUAGCAGACAGAAAUUUGAUAUCUUGUAUAUUAUGUUAUAGGUGACAAACUGCUGAGUCAUGACUUAAAUGAGUUGUUACUUCUGUCAAUACAAUUUGACACUUCAGAUUCUUUAGCUUUGCAGGCAAAGAGAUACCAAACAAAAAGGAAGACUACCGGCUGUCUCCAAACAAAUAUGUGUACAAGCAAAGAUCAUUGUGUUCUCCAUUUGUCCUCCAGUCAUGUAGUUAAAUGUAAAUGUGGCUACAUGACAUUUUCUGGAUCUGGAAUUUUUGGUUUUUGUAGUCAUCACUACAUAACUGGUUUCACAAUCAUCCCAUAAUUGGCCUUUAUUAUUGCCAAAAUUGAACUUGAAAUGCCUUUUUAUUUUUAUUAAGUUUCUUUUUCUUUUAAAUGUCUGACAUUCGGUGUACUUGAUGACAAUAAAUUACAUGGCAUAACUGGUUUCCACA